Spodoptera litura is the source of this 869-nucleotide messenger RNA. RefSeq names its product FK506-binding protein (gene Fkbp12). Gene Ontology annotation, cellular component: cytoplasm; sarcoplasmic reticulum membrane. The record is from RefSeq and is a predicted model, not a curated record. Gene Ontology annotation, molecular function: peptidyl-prolyl cis-trans isomerase activity. Gene Ontology annotation, biological process: protein peptidyl-prolyl isomerization. NCBI's taxonomy places the organism in Eukaryota, Metazoa, Arthropoda, Insecta, Lepidoptera, Noctuidae.
ACCCCACGUAUCCGCCAUCAUUGAUUGAUCAUUGAGAAAAUCGGCGUUCAGGAAACGGCGACGCGUAGUGUGGUGUUACGAUUUGAGUAAUCAGAUAAACUAACAUGGGUGUGAACGUAGAAACUAUUUCUCCCGGAGAUGAGUCCACCUACCCCAAGUCGGGUCAGACCGUAGUGGUCCACUACACUGGUACGCUGACCAACGGCAAGAAGUUUGACUCCUCCCGUGACCGUGGCAAGCCUUUCAAGUUCCGCAUCGGCAAGGGAGAGGUCAUCCGAGGCUGGGAUGAGGGUGUUGCCAAGAUGUCGGUGGGCGAACGUGCCAAGCUGACCUGCUCCCCGGACUACGCCUACGGCCAGCAAGGUCAUCCUGGAGUCAUCCCACCCAACUCCACCCUCGUCUUCGACGUAGAACUCCUGCGCCUCGAAUAAAACUAUAAGCAGUCACCUAACUUUAAUUAAUUUACAUUUAGACAUUGGAACUAUUUCUCUUGUUUACUUAGUCCUAUGGCUGGAAUAAAUAAGAAAUCUUAAUACAAAAUCGAUUGGUUUUUGAUGUAAACUCCAUACAAAUUUUAUUACUUUUUUAAUUUAACUAUUUCGAUCGUUAGCAGUCAAUCAGAAGGAUAGCUUAAUCCCAGUGAACAAGAGAAUGGUUCCAUGUGAGUAUUUCAACUUAAUGUCUUUUAAAGUAAUUAAUAAAACGUUAAACUUAUAUCGGUACAUGAACUAAAUGGGAAAACUGCCAACAUUGAAUGUCAAAUUGGAAACUAUGAAUUUACUUGAUGUAAUAUUUAAAGAUUUUCAUGUUUUUUUAUGAUAUACUUCUUAUUAAGAUCUUGCACAAUGAUACUAAGUACCUAUGUCAAA